AUUACAAGAAAUAAAAGCACCUCUCCCCCCAGCUAGCUAGCUAGCUAGCUCCUCAUAUAUAUUUUCUUUCCACCGCAAGAGGAGAGGAGAGGAGAGGAGAGGAGCGAGGCUAGCCCCCCAGCAUGGCGGCGGCGAACAACACGGCGAGGCUGGCCAUGGCGGCGGCGGCGGUGCUGUGCCUGCUGCUGCUGUCGACGGUGCCGCAGGAGGUCGCCGGCGCCGAUCAGGGGCAGUACUUGUCGUAUGACAAGGUGCUCAGCUGCAAGGCGCUGGGCAACUGCGACGACAAGAAUCAGAGCCCCGAGGCCAAACGCCCGAUGAAGCCUGUCAACGGAUACACCCGCGGCUGCAGCAAGAUCUUCAAGUGCCGCGGCUGAUCGAUGCAUGGAUGGAUGGAUGCGCAUCAUAGUCCGUGUGGGCGUGCAUGCCAAUUGCCAACUGAUGUUUCUUGCGUUGCAUAUCAUCGAUCCGCGAGUUCUGUGGCUAUUGUAUACUGAUGUGUCCGUAUGUGGCUCUCAACUUCUCAUGGUUAAUGUGAUAUAUAAGUACAGUGACAACAA
Molecule: messenger RNA, 560 nt
Organism: Sorghum bicolor (sorghum)
Lineage: Eukaryota; Viridiplantae; Streptophyta; Magnoliopsida; Poales; Poaceae
Exons: 1
Coding region: 123-377 (84 amino acids)
Source: RefSeq, a predicted model, not a curated record